AUGACCAGCUCGGUUCAUUAUGACAGACCAAUAAGACACCAGGCAGAGUGUUAUGGAACGAUUGGACAUACCCGCCUCUCAUCUGAUUCUUCAAGCCUCUUCAUCCUACCGAUUUCGGCCAUACGAUUCGAAAAAGCAGAGAGGAGAGGGCUGAUCAUGGACUCCUACGGUACCGAGAUCAUCAUCAUCGUCUCACCUACUACUACCGCACUACUCAGAGUAUCGUAG
Molecule: messenger RNA, 228 nt
Organism: Penicillium oxalicum
Lineage: Eukaryota; Fungi; Ascomycota; Eurotiomycetes; Eurotiales; Aspergillaceae
Exons: 2
Coding region: 1-228 (75 amino acids)
Source: RefSeq, a predicted model, not a curated record